This is a messenger RNA of Oryza sativa Japonica Group (Japanese rice), 1541 nucleotides long. RefSeq lists its product as uncharacterized. Gene Ontology annotation, molecular function: protein binding. Lineage: Eukaryota; Viridiplantae; Streptophyta; Magnoliopsida; Poales; Poaceae. Gene Ontology annotation, cellular component: mitochondrion. The record is from RefSeq and is a predicted model, not a curated record.
ACCAAACGAGCCGCUAGCCUCCUAGGCACUUCUUCCCCUCGGCUCUCGCCGCUUAACUCCUCCCUCCUCAAGCGGCGACUCGCGGCGGCCGGCGGCGGCGCAGGCGCAGGCGCAGCCAUGAACCCGAUCCGAUCGGCCCUCGCGAGGGCGCUCCUCUCCCCGAAGCCCCGCCCGCCGCGCGCCCGCCACUACGCAACCUCCUCCACCGGCGGCGCGACGCAGCCGGAGAGCGUGGCGGCGGAGAUGGUCCGCUACGCCCUCGGCGGAGCCAGGCCCGGUAGCUCGCCAGAUGAGGCGAUGCGGAUACUGGAGCAGGGGGCCUCGAACCUGCAGGGAGGCGGCGAGGGGUGCGGUGAGGCCGUCGGGAUGCUCAUGCUCGCGAUGUCUACGCUGCUCUAUCGGAGUGGAAGACGCCAAGAAGCAAUGGAAAAACUCAAGGCAACCAACCAAGUUGCUCCUGCAGCUUUCAGAGUUGCAGCAUGGGAAGCAACAAUGGGGCUGUGCAUGGAAGCGGGCCAGGUUAUCAACACCUCAGUGUCCCCAGAUGAUUUGGUCGAUCUAUCAAUCAAGGAUGAUAAUAUCAAAUGGUCAGAUCAGGGCCAUCUGAAAUGUCGGGUUAAUGCUAUCAAAGGGCUUAUUGCACUUCUAAAUGGAGAGACGGAAUCAGCCCAGCUGUUCUUCGACGGGUGCAAGGACCUAUGUGCUGGAGUAGGCAAUAAACAAACUGAAAAUGCUGUACUUUCAUAUUGUGAAUAUCUGCACUGUGUUGGGGAUUUUCCUUUGGCUACUCAAAUGUAUGAAAGGGUUCUGGAGGCAUUAACCAUGGAAGACAUGUCUGGAAAUUUUUUAGCCACAUGUAACAUGGUUCCUGAGGAGGUUUCUCUUGGGGCCACCUGUUCAUAUGGCCAGCUUUUAUCACAUUCAGGGAAGUUCAGUGAGGCAGAGGAUUAUCUCACAAGGGCGCUAAAGAAGGCUGAAGAUCAAUUUGGGGCAAAUCACCCAAAGGUUGGCAUUGUAUUGACUUGUGUAGCUAGAAUGUACAAACUGAAAGCAAAAGCAGAAGGUUCUAGCUCAAUAAUGGUUCAGGAGGGGUUAUACAGGAAGGCCCUAGAAGUAUUAAGAGCCCCUGCCAUUAACUCUGAGGGUGUGAGCAAGCAGAUGGAUUGGAGGGACAUCAUCUCCCUUGCUAGAGGAGAGUAUGCAGAAUUGUUGCUUAUUCAGUCAAAUAGAAGAGCCGAAGGUGAACGGAUGAAAGAAUGGGCAGAACAUGCUUGGAGGAAUAGUAGAUUAACAUUAGCUGAAGCCUUGGAAUUUUCAGGACCUUCAAAACCAACAGUUGUUGAUACCCGGAUCGGCAGGGUCAUGUAGCCUCCACAAUCUAACGAAUGGUACUAUGCAAUAAUCUGCGGUUGUAAGCCUGUAAAUGCACCAAUAUAUAUAUGAAUUUCUCCUUCAGAAUUUUGCGCCUAACUGUUUUUAGAAGAAUUUAACAUGCACGGACCCUAAUUGCAUAAAUGAGAUUUAUUGCUCUAGAGCAUGUA